UUUGAUCUUUCUCUCUUCUCGGGCUCCGUUGAUAAAGUUCGUCUCCCUUCCUACGCGUCUCUGGCUUGACGGCGGCGAUUACAAGGGCUCUCGAAGUGUUUCGGCCAUGGCGUCUGAGCCACCAGCGGGUGGCAGCCCUCCUAAACCUGGGGAACGAGCAGGGAGUGCAUCUGGUCCUUCGCCUUUCAAACCUCCUACAAACAGCAGCACGGCUGAUGCCGUUGAGUCUUCUGGCACAGCCAGACCUGGUGAAAUUGUUACCACCACAAAUAGGACUGCUACAGUUGCUAAUACAAACGCUCUUGGUAGGCCUGUACCGACCAGACCGUGGGAGCAACAGAAUUAUGCGAGCACUUAUGGGGGUUAUGGUUCAAAUCUAGGUUUGAACUCAGGGUACGGUUCAGGCAUGUAUGGUUCAUCGUAUGGCGGGUAUGGAGGAUAUGGUUCAUCAUACGGGAGUGGAAUGUAUGGGGGCGGUUAUGGUGGUCUUUAUGGAAGUUCAAGCGUGUAUGGGGGAGGAAUGUAUAAUAGUGGAUUCGGUGGUUCUAUGGGUGGUUAUGGUAUGGGCAUGGGGCCUUAUGGGAGUCAAGAUCCAAACAAUCCCUUUGGUGAACCGCCCUCUCCACCGGGAUUUUGGAUAUCGUUUCUCCGAGUGAUGCAAGGCGUUGUGAACUUCUUUGGACGUGUAGCUAUGCUGAUAGACCAAAAUACACAGGCAUUCCACAUGUUUAUGUCUGCCCUUCUUCAGCUUUUUGAUCGCGGUGGUUUGCUAUAUGGAGAAUUAGCGAGAUUUGUGUUACGGAUACUUGGGGUCAAAACAAAGCCAAGAAAGAUGCACGGUCCAAAUGGAAACCAAAAUCAUCCUGAGGGCCCUAAAGCCGACGCUGCACCGAGUGGUGGAUGGGACAAUGUGUGGGGAGACAACGGCAGCAGCUAGUAUUCACUAUUCGAGAAGAAGCAUUGAAUAUAUGAAUUGAGUUUGAACAUGUAGACGCAAAAUGCAAGCAGCAGUCUCGCCGCAGGUAAGCCAGAUUGAUUGAUUGAUUGAUUGUCGCAUGUGGGAGUCUCUGUCUGAAGAGGAAGCUCUCUCUCUCUCUCUCUGUUAUCUGUGUAAAAACCCUACAGAUGAUGUUGGUCUGAUAAAUUAUGGAGAGGAGAGAUUGUUUAUAGACACUAUGGGUGUCCUGUAUUUUCUUCAAAUGCGUAAUGCAGUGGGUGGUGAAGUGAAAAACAUUAAAACUUGGUAUUACUAAUCAUGCAAUUCAAUGCUCUGAAUUUUAUUU
Tarenaya hassleriana is the source of this 1283-nucleotide messenger RNA. Its product is annotated as peroxisomal membrane protein 13-like. NCBI's taxonomy places the organism in Eukaryota, Viridiplantae, Streptophyta, Magnoliopsida, Brassicales, Cleomaceae. Gene Ontology annotation, cellular component: peroxisome; peroxisomal membrane; peroxisomal importomer complex. The record is from RefSeq and is a predicted model, not a curated record. Gene Ontology annotation, biological process: protein import into peroxisome matrix, docking. The coding region runs from base 107 to 937 and encodes 276 amino acids. The transcript has 5 exons.